AAUGAAUUCCAAAUCAUACACAUUAGUUAACGAGUAGCAUGCAUAUAGAGCUCAAAUCCCAUAAAUUUAAAUUUAAAAAAAAAAUUGGUUGUUCAAUACGGUAUUAGGACUUGGUUUGACAGGAGGUCUUCCACCCAUCUCCGCAAUUUGGACCCUGCAAGCUUAAAACUUUUAAGAUAUUUCCUUGGUCCCAAUGCCUUUUUUCUUAAAUAUAAGACCGCAAUAGUGGUAGAAAACGGCGAUGAUUGCAAAAUUUGAAAACAAACAAACAGAAGCCAACGUUAAAGGCCCCAGUGCUGUAAAAAGCCUGAGAAUGAAGAAAAGCAGAGACCCGUGAGCUCAUCAGCGAUCACCGACGAUGAUGGCAGUCCCAAUCCCAUCCCGUCAACUCUUCAUCGACGGAGAGUGGAGAGAGCCACUCUUGAAAAAGAGAAUUCCGAUCAUCAACCCUGCCACGCAAGAAAUCAUUGGUGACAUCCCUGCAGCUACCGCUGAAGAUGUGGAUAUUGCAGUUGAAGCUGCCCGCAGAGCUUUCUCUAAGCCUGAUUCUUGGGCCUCUACUUCUGGUUCUUUUCGUGCCAAGUUCUUGCGGGCCAUCGCCGAUAAGAUAUUGGAGAGGAAGAUUGAACUGGCCAAAUUAGAAGUUGUUGACUGUGGAAAGCCAAUUGAUGAAGCAAUAUCUGAUAUGGUUUCUGUUGCUGGGUGUUUCAAGUAUUAUGCAGAACUUGCAGAAGCUUUAGAUGCAAAGCAAAGGAUUCCUAUCUCUAUUCCUAUGGAAUCAUUUAAGACUCAUGUUCUUAAAGAGCCAAUUGGAGUUGUUGCGCUGAUCACUCCUUGGAACUACCCUCUUUUGAUGGCUGCAUGGAAAGUUGCUCCUGCUCUGGCUGCUGGCUGUACUGCUAUACUGAAGCCAUCUGAAUUGGCAUCUGUGACUUGUUUGGAGUUAGCUGAAGUUUGUAGAGAUGUGGCUCUUCCUCCUGGCGUGCUAAACAUUUUGACUGGAUUAGGCCCAGAAGCCGGUGCUCCUCUGGCAUCUCAUCCUCAUGUUGAUAAGAUUGCAUUUACUGGAAGCACUGCAACAGGAAUCAAAAUCAUGACAACUGCAGCUCAAACGAUCAAGCCUAUUUCACUAGAGCUUGGUGGAAAGAGUCCAAUUCUUGUGUUUGAGGAUGUAGAUCUUGAUAACGCCAUAGAAUGGACUCUUUAUGGUUGCUUUCCAAAUAAUGGUCAAAUCUGCAGUGCAACUUCCCGGCUUCUUGUUCAUGAAAAUAUUGCAGCAAAAUUCGUGGAAAAACUCAUUCAAUGGAGUAAAAGCAUCAAAAUUUCAGAUCCACUGGAAGAAGGUUGCAGGCUUGGCGCUAUUGUUAGUGAAGGACAGUAUGAGAAGAUACUGAAUUUUAUUUCAACCGCUAAGAGUGAAGGUGCUACCAUUCUGUAUGGAGGAGUCCGCCCUCAGCAUUUGAAGAAAGGAUUCUUUAUUGAACCGACCAUCAUAACAGAUGUUAGUACCUCCAUGCAAAUUUGGAGGGAGGAGGUUUUUGGACCUGUUUUAUGUGUCAAAACAUUUGCCACUGAAGAAGAAGCCACUCAACUAGCCAAUGAUACUCAUUACGGGUUGGGAGCUGCUGUGGUUUCCAAUGAUCUAGAAAGGUGUGAGCGCUUGACCAAGGUUCUUCAGGCAGGGGUUGUAUGGGUGAACUGCUCUCAACCCUGCUUUGAUCAAGCUCCUUGGGGAGGCAUUAAGCAUAGCGGUAUUGGGCGUGAAUUAGGGGAAUGGGGCCUUGAAAACUACUUGACUGUAAAGCAAGUCACACAGUACACCUCUGAUAAGCAAUGGGGUUGGUAUUCUCCUCCAUAAUGCAAUGAGGAAUUUGAAACAUGUAUGGGUACCAGAAAAUCAAAGUGAUGUGUGUGAAGUAAGCUGAAUUUGGAACUACUGAAUAAAUAAACAUGCUGUAGUACUGUACUCAAGCUGUUUGCAGAGUCUGAAAAAAGCAAUAGAACUAGAUUCCAGGAUUUUCA
This is a messenger RNA of Vitis vinifera (wine grape), 2022 nucleotides long. Its product is annotated as aminoaldehyde dehydrogenase 2, peroxisomal. The transcript has 15 exons. Lineage: Eukaryota; Viridiplantae; Streptophyta; Magnoliopsida; Vitales; Vitaceae. Gene Ontology annotation, molecular function: oxidoreductase activity, acting on the aldehyde or oxo group of donors, NAD or NADP as acceptor. Bases 359 to 1858 code for a protein of 499 amino acids. The record is from RefSeq and is a predicted model, not a curated record.